CGCGAGAUUGCCAUUGCGCCAGCCAUCAACGAUGACGCAGAUGCACAAGGCCGCGGCCAUUCGCCGCAACUUCUUGCGCUACUUCCAGCAGCACGAGCAUGCGCUUGUGCCCAGCAGCUCGCUCGUGCCAAGCGCCGAUCCGUCGCUCCUCUUUACGAACGCUGGCAUGGUCCAGUUCAAGCAGGUGUUUCUGGGCAACGAGACGCGGCCGUAUGCGCGCGCAACGUCGGCGCAGCGGUGCGUGCGCGCGGGCGGCAAGCACAACGACUUGGACCAGGUCGGGCUCACGGCGCGCCACCACACGUGCUUUGAGAUGCUCGGCAACUUUUCGUUUGGCGACUACUUCAAGGAAGAAGCCAUCUUCCACGCGUGGCAGUUCCUCACGAAGGAGCUGUCGCUGCCCGUCGAGAAGCUGCACGUGACGGUCCUCGACUCGGACGACGAAGCGGUUCAAUGGUGGCGCCAAAUCGCGCAGCUGCCCGAUGCCAAGAUCCACCGCCUCGGUGCUGAAGACAACUUUUGGGCUAUGGGCGAGACAGGACCGUGCGGGCCGUGCACCGAGAUCUUCUACGACCAAGGCGACGCGUUCACGUCGGCCGACGAUCGGUACCUGGAGCUUUGGAACCUCGUCUUUAUGCAGCACGACCGAGCGGCGGACGGGACGCUCUCGGCGCUGCCCCGGCCGUGCGUCGACACGGGCAUGGGGCUCGAGCGCAUGGCGUCCGUCAUGCAAGGUGUCAUCUCCAACUACCACACCGACCUCUUCACGCCGCUACUGCAUACGAUCGCGUCGUCGCUCGAUGCGCAGCUCGGCGUCACACGGUACACGCCGGCAAUCGCAGCUGAGAUUGCGUCCAACACGUUUGGCACCGACCGAAAUGUGCAGAGCGUGCGCAUCGUGGCGGACCACCUUCGCACCACGUAUGCACUGCUGGCCGACGGCGUGUUCCCCUCCAACGUCGGGCGCGGCUACGUCCUCCGGCGCAUCCUUCGGCGUGCGAUCCGCGUCGCCGGGGCGUCGCAGCCGUUCCUCUCGACGAUUCAACUGCCCAGCCUCUUGGAAAUGGACGUGGCGUCCCGGCUCCAGCUCACGGGCAUCGUCGAAAAUGAAGAAAAAGCCUUCUUUGCCAUGCAAAGCACCGGCACCCGCGCGAUCGAGAAGCUCUUGCACGCGACAAGAGCCAAGCACAUUACGGGCCCCGAGGCGUACAAGCUCUACGAUACCUUUGGCCUCACGAUCGACAUGACCGAGUCGAUCGCGCUCGCGCUGGGCGCGACCGUCGACGUCGACGGCUUCCAAAUUGCAAUGGCUACGGCGCAGGCGAAUGCGGCCGACGGACCGCUGAGCGCGUCGGCGCCGCUGCUUGGCGUGACGCCGCGGGCAUCGUCGACGGCGACAACGACCGAGUUUGUCGGGUACGACCAGCUCCGCGUGCCGCGGUCCAAGGUCGUGCAGUUUGAGCGGUCGGCGUCCAACGGUCUUUUGCUCCAGUUGUCGCCAUCGCCAUUUUAUGCCGAGGGCGGUGGCCAAGUCGGCGACAUUGGCUUUGUUGGCUUGGACCACUUUGGCGAAGACAUUGAGCUGCCCGUGAUUGGCACCACCAAGGUCGGCGAGCACGGCAGCGUCGUCCACGUGGCCAUUCCCGAGCACUUGGACGUUGAGAUCGUCGAGCUGCUCUUAAAAAAGUCACCGGCGGUCCAUGCGGUCGUCGACGCCCGCCACCGCCAGCGCACGGCCGUGCACCACUCGGCGACGCAUGUGCUCCAAGCCGGUCUUCGCCACGUGCUCGGCCCACACGUCGCUCAAGCCGGGUCGUAUGUUGGUAGCGAUCGACUUCGGUUUGAUUUUGCUCAUUUUGGCGGCAUGACCAACGACCAACUCAAGGCUGUCGAGGCAUACGUCAAUGACGUGGCGCUCUCGGACGCGAGUAUUCGCACCGAAGAGAUGGACAAGGACGCGGCGCAGGCCACUGGUGCCAUUUGCGCGUUUGGCGAAAAGUACGGCGACCGCGUCCGCGUCGUGCGCAUCGGCGACGUCUCGAGCGAGUUUUGCGGCGGCACCCACGCGGCCUCGGCGGCGUCGCUCUACCCGUUCGUCGUCCUCAGCGAAGCCUCGGUGGCGGCUGGCACGCGGCGCAUCGAGGCGGUGGCCGGUAUCGAAGGCGUCAAGCGGCUCCAGGAAAAGGAAGCGCAGCUCGAACAGCUCGCGAUGCAGCUGAGCACGUCGCCGGCGAUGGCGUCGCAAAAGCUGACGCGUUUGGACACGCAGCUCAAGGCGCUCGAGAGCUUCUCGAGAAGCGUGACCGACCACGUUGUGUCGAGCUCGAUUGCGCCGAUCGCUACCGGCGUCUACGAGGCAACGCCAGUCGCCCUGCACCGCCUCGACCUCGACUGCAAGGACGCGUCGAACAGCGCCCUCCGCACCAUGUACAUGCAAGCGCUGCGCCGCCGCGCCGAGUUUGUGGCCAAGGCGGACGUCACCUCGGCGCACAUUGUGCUCCUGGGCGACAGCAUCAUUUGCAUGGGCAACAACCAUGUGCAUGCGGGCGAGAUGCUCAAGAAGAUCGUCCAUGGUCUUGGCUCGGGCGGUGGCAACGCAGCGUGCGGCCAAGGCAAGCUGCUCCCGAGCACCAACGUCGAAGCCGUCGUCCGCGCGGUCAGUGGCGCAACGCUGUAGAGACACGAGCGGGUUACGUAAGCUGCAAAAGAGUGCAAAGUCCAUGGUUGGCAAUACAG
Saprolegnia diclina VS20 is the source of this 2736-nucleotide messenger RNA. RefSeq names its product alanyl-tRNA synthetase. Gene Ontology annotation, molecular function: aminoacyl-tRNA deacylase activity; nucleic acid binding; alanine-tRNA ligase activity. Gene Ontology annotation, biological process: alanyl-tRNA aminoacylation; tRNA modification. The record is from RefSeq and is a predicted model, not a curated record. Bases 32 to 2677 code for a protein of 881 amino acids. Lineage: Eukaryota; Oomycota; Saprolegniomycetes; Saprolegniales; Saprolegniaceae. Gene Ontology annotation, cellular component: mitochondrion; cytoplasm. The transcript has 9 exons.